GGAAUGUACCUGUAGAUUUCCCUGAUCUGGAGAUUCUACAGUCACCACAUGGGAAACAUCAGGCUUCUGAAUGUAACACAUUUCCCUCAGAUAAGAUGUCAUUCACAUGGCAAUACAUUUUGCAGACUGAAACCAGACAGCUUAAAAGCAUGGAAAGCAGUGAGUUUAUGAAGAAAACAGAACGAGGAAUGCAUCUGGAAACUUCUGCAGGAGAAAGGCAGGGCAAUUGGCUUAAUGAUGGCAGUACUUCAGUGCCCGCUAAGAAAAGGUUUUCUACUCCAUUAAUUCACAGUGAAAAAAUGCAAAACAAUAUCCCGACGGAGUCAUAUAAAUGCACCACGUGUGAUAAAAGUUUUAGACAGAAAAGUGUUGUUAUAAUUCAUCAACAUGUCCACACUGAGCAGAAACAAUAUAAAUGUACCACAUGUGACAAGAGUUAUAGGCACAAAAGGAGUCUGGUAAUUCAUCAGCGUAUCCACACUGAGCAGGCACCAUAUAAAUGCACCACAUGUGAUAAAAGUUUUAGACAGAAAGUCAGUCUUAUAAUUCAUCAGCUUAUCCACACUGAGCAGAAACCCUAUAAAUGUACCACAUGUGACAAGAGUUUUAGGCACAAAAGCACUCUGUCAGAGCAUCAGCAUAUUCACACUAAUCAGAAAUCCUAUAAAUGUACCAUGUGUGAGAAGUGUUUUAAGCACAAACAGAGUCUGGUAAUUCAUCAAUGUAUCCACACUGGGCAAAAACCCUACAAAUGUACCACAUGUGACAAGAGUUUUACGUCCAAACCCAAUCUGGUAAGGCAUCAGCUUAUCCACACUGGGCAAAAACCCUAUAAAUGUACCACAUGUGAGAAGAGGUUCAGUGUGAAAAGUGCUGUUGUAUGUCAUCAGCGUAUCCACACUGAGCAGAAACCCUAUAAAUGUACCAUAUGUGACAAGAGUUUUAGGCACAAAAGCACUCUGGUAGGGCAUCAGAAUAUUCACACUAAUUUGAAAUCCUAUAAAUGCACCAUGUGUGAGAAGAGUUUUAAGCACAGACAGAGUCUGGUAAUUCAUCAGUGUAUCCACACUGGGCAAAAACCCUAUAAAUGUGCCACAUGUGACAAAAGUUUUAGGUCCAAAAACGAUCUGGUAAGGCAUCAGCUUAUCCACACUAAUCAGAAAUCCUAUAAAUGUACCACGUGUGAGAAGUGUUUUAAGCACAAACAGAGUCUGGUAAUUCAUCAAUGUAUCCACACUGGGCAAAAACCCUAUAAAUGUACCACAUGUGACAAAAGUUUUAGGUACAAAAACAAUCUGGUAAGUCAUCAGCGGAUCCACACUGAGCAGAAACCCUAUAAAUGUACCAUAUGUGACAAGAGUUUUAGGCACAAAAACACUCUGUCAGAGCAUCAGCAUAUUCACACUAAUCAGAAAUCCUAUAAAUGUACCAUGUGUGAGAAGUGUUUUAAGCACAAAAAGAGUCUGGUAAUUCAUCAAUGUAUCCACACUGGGCAAAAACCCCAUAAAUGUACCACAUGUGACAAAAGUUUUACGUCCAAACCCAAUCUGGUAAGGCAUCAGCGUAUUCACACCGGGUAAAAAUUAUCAGAAGCUUCAGAUAAAAAUUUGCGUUCAUUAAUACAACAGAUUUUUGAAAAACAGUACAUAGAUCAAGAAGCUUUGAUCUCUAUGGAAAAAGAAGCCUUUGAAGAAGUGGAAAAAUAUAAACAACAAAACUUGGAGAUAUUUGAUAAAGCUAAAAAAGAGAUAUGGACAUGUGAAAGCGAGAGAUUUGAUACGGUGCAAUAUUUAUGCAAAUGAGAAUGCUAGGUUAACUAAUAUAGAGAAGGCAGUCUCAAAAGUAUUCAAAG
This is a messenger RNA of Protopterus annectens (West African lungfish), 1852 nucleotides long. RefSeq names its product zinc finger protein 501-like. Gene Ontology annotation, biological process: regulation of transcription by RNA polymerase II. NCBI's taxonomy places the organism in Eukaryota, Metazoa, Chordata, Ceratodontiformes, Protopteridae. Gene Ontology annotation, molecular function: DNA-binding transcription factor activity; RNA polymerase II cis-regulatory region sequence-specific DNA binding. Bases 96 to 1580 code for a protein of 494 amino acids. The transcript has a single exon. The record is from RefSeq and is a predicted model, not a curated record.